This is a messenger RNA of Fimicolochytrium jonesii, 1086 nucleotides long. Its product is annotated as Alpha/Beta hydrolase protein. The transcript is spliced from 3 exons. Gene Ontology annotation, molecular function: hydrolase activity. The record is from RefSeq and is a predicted model, not a curated record. Lineage: Eukaryota; Fungi; Chytridiomycota; Chytridiomycetes; Spizellomycetales; Powellomycetaceae. The coding region runs from base 1 to 1086 and encodes 361 amino acids.
AUGACAUUUGAGGACCAGGGGGCCGAGUGGAGGAAAGGAAAGCAGGCGGAAAGAUAUCCGACGGUUCUCCCAGAGAAUGCAAAGAAAUGGGAUGCCGCUAGCCGUGUGUAUGACCUAAAAGGAGAGUGGAUCGAGUACGACGACAAGAUACCACCACCGCGUGACGAAUUAUUCGGAUUCAGACGGUGGGCUGGCUCAUGGAUCCGUCGCCAACCGAAAGAAGAACCAUCGCAAACCCCCACACCACCACCAGAACGAGAACGCCGCGAUAAAGUCAUCUACUUCCUCCAUGGUGGAGCAUAUAUUGGCGGCACCACGCAAUUGUACCGUCUCCUCUCUGGGCGUCUAGCCAAGGAGACGAACUGCAAGGUCUUCGCACUCGAUUACCGCCUAGCACCUGAGCACGCCUUCCCUGCUGCCCUCCACGACGCGUUCACGGGCUAUCUUUACAUGAUCAACCCCCAACAUUCCUAUCCCAAAGACAUCAUACUGAUGGGCGACUCGGCCGGUGGAGGCCUCGUAAUGUGUCUCUUGAAUUACCUCAACCUGUACCUCCGGUCUCCCACGGGUCAGCACCUUGUGCCGCUACCAAGCGGUGCUGCGCUGAUGAGUCCAUGGGUCGAUCUCGCUUUUACGUCCGAAUCGUGGUCCACCAAUGCUACGUUCGACUGGUUACCCUCCAACGCUCGACAGAUACAUGAUCACAUCGUUCCUGGUUUCAUCCGCGAUCGAGUAGAACAGUUCGUGCGGCACCCUCUGGUUUCGCCCAUCUUUGCCGAAACGUACGCAGGCUUGCCGCCCAUCCUCAUUCAAGCGGGCGAAGCUGAAGUCCUGCGAGACGAUUCGCUUGCAUUGGCGUUCAAGUACGACCGGGACAACGUGGGGAGGCACGGGUUCAAAGGCUGGGUGCGCCACGAGAUGUUUACAGACAUGGUGCAUAUCUUUGUGAUGAUGAGCUGGACGAAGGAGAGCACGUCGGCCAUGCAGCGCAUCAAUUAUUUCCUGGACGAGUUGGAAGUCGGACACCCACUAGAACCAAUCUGUGUUGAGGACGACGUAACCGUGGAUUCACACGUGUCACUUUAG